GUCAGUGUCAUUAGUCUUUGCUUGAAUAUUCUGAUGCAAAAUGAACGUAUCAGUUUUAAAUAAAAUAUGUUAAAUCAUGUAUGAUAUUCCUGUUAUUAUCAGGUUAUUGUUGUUAAAUAUCAAUGUUGUUUUCCAUAUUUUCCAUUCCAUGAUAUCCAUAAACUGUUGGAAUUGGUCAGUGUUGAUUGAGGCUUCAUUUAUUCACAUGUACAAGUGCAAUACUUCACUGAGUCACUCAGCAAGCCAUCUUUAAGUAAAUUUAGUGGGUUGGGAUGAACAGGUAUUCGAGAAAAC
Williopsis jadinii is the source of this 294-nucleotide messenger RNA. RefSeq lists its product as uncharacterized. The transcript has a single exon. NCBI's taxonomy places the organism in Eukaryota, Fungi, Ascomycota, Saccharomycetes, Phaffomycetales, Wickerhamomycetaceae. The record is from RefSeq and is a predicted model, not a curated record. Bases 77 to 253 code for a protein of 58 amino acids.